This is a messenger RNA of Leptinotarsa decemlineata (Colorado potato beetle), 504 nucleotides long. RefSeq lists its product as uncharacterized. The record is from RefSeq and is a predicted model, not a curated record. Lineage: Eukaryota; Metazoa; Arthropoda; Insecta; Coleoptera; Chrysomelidae.
AUGGACAGGUACAGAAGUCACGAGGUGCAUAACUAUCCAGAAGAAUCGCUCAAGAACGCUCUACAUGCUAUUCGUGUAAAUAAUUUGGGGAUAAGAGAGGCCAGUAGAAAAUAUGGUGUACCCCGUGGUACCAUACAAGAUAGGCUGCAUGGAAGGGUUAAAGAGGGACCACGGAAAAUGGGACCCAGCAAGGUUCUAACUGGUAAAGAAGAAGACGAACUGCUUACCUGGCUACUAGAGUUAGAAAAAUGUGGUUUUCCACAGAGGAAACAAGAUCUCCUUAAUGUAGUUGAGGAAAUUGUUAGUAAAGAUGAGAGAAAAAACCCUUUCAAAAAUAAUAAACCUGAAGAAACGUGGUACCAAUCUUUCCUGAAGAGGCAUAAAAAUAUAGCAUUACGGAAAGCUGAAGGACUUUCAAAAUCAAGGGCCAUUAUCACUGAAGAAUCUAUAAGAAAAUGGUUCCGGGAAUUCACCUCCAAAGUGCUGAAGCAUCUGAUAUUUUAA